This is a messenger RNA of Leishmania major strain Friedlin, 3720 nucleotides long. RefSeq lists its product as hypothetical. Lineage: Eukaryota; Euglenozoa; Kinetoplastea; Trypanosomatida; Trypanosomatidae. The record is from RefSeq and is a predicted model, not a curated record. The transcript has a single exon. Bases 1 to 3720 code for a protein of 1239 amino acids.
AUGUACGCUGUCGGCGCUCUUGGCGAACAACGAGGCGACGCAGCUGGCGGGACCACCGCUUCUCAGCAACAGCAGCUCUCCUAUGUGUUCCAGCCGAGUGCCAGUGUGGCACAGCUUACACAAGGCUCCUUCGGCUUCGAGGGCAGCGUCGUGGGCAUGCGUGAGGAAGACGUGCGGGUCUUCGUCGUGCCUGCGGGUUUCACCACACGCGUGUCGGACUCUCUCGCGAACGUCUCCGCACAGGGGCUGGUGUUUGUGGUCCGUCUGGUGCAGGUCGAGCACGUGGACGAGGAGCCGACGUCGGCAAGGCAGGCCGCUGACAGCGGGCAAGGGGCACCACCCUCUGUGUACGCGGCGGCAGAGGACGGGGACGCUAGACAGGCGUCCGCGCCGUCGGAACAAGCACUGAUGGUUGUCACGGCGGCGUCGACCGCUGCGGGAGUGGCGCCGGCGACCUCCUCGGCUGCAUCCGCCGUCCCCGCGUUUCUGAGCACUAACGGCAUCCCGGCUGAGCACAUGUCGGUGCUCCGCAAGAUAGAACUCGGCGUCAACACGGCGGUCGCGACAGCACGGGACGUUCACGGCGUGACUGCCAUCUUCUCUCAGGACUGGCACCGGCACAUGGAGCGCCCGAAGCCGUCACUGCUGAGCAACCGCGCCCUCCUCGAACAGGUGCAGCGGGUUGUGGAGGAGGAGGAGACGGCGCAGAAGCACCUUGACGCGUGCGACAGCACCAUGCAGGCUCUUGAGGCUCGCAGCAAAGAAAUCCAGCGGCGCAUCGAUCGCGCCGUGAGUGACUCGCAGAGGCUGCUGGAGGAGAAGAACAAGGGCGCCACCAAAUCUAUGGAGGCGCGGCUGGAGCGGGAGCGGCAGCUCGUAAAGCUGAAGGAUGAGCUUCGUGUGAAGGAACAGGCGCAGGAAGAUCUGCAGCGGCGCGUCGCAGCGCUGCGGCGUUACAUCGACACUUCAAGCGAGGAGUUGCGCCAGCUGCAGGGUCGCUUCGACGUUCAUGAGAUCCAGUCCAGGGGCUUAGCGGAGCGGAUCUCUGCGAUUCAGGAGUCUCUCAGCGAAGAGCGGCGCCGCAGCGCCGCGUUGGUCUCCAAGUCGUCCGCCACCGAGGAGGCGGUUUGCAAGGCACAGGCUCAACAUCGACUAGCUGACGGGCAGCUGACCGCCGCGCGCGGCUUGGCGGAGCGGGAGCGCCUGCGCUACCUGCAGGUGAUGGAGGACGAGCGCAGCCACCGGGCCACCGACGCGGAUAUACUGCGUAAGGACAUCGUCGAUGCGCUGGACGCACGCGAGCGGCAAUAUCAGGUGGAUCGCUGCCGGCUUGCCGAGGAGCAGUUCAUGCGAGGUCUGCGCGACGGCAAGGCGGAGGGCCGCCGGGUCGCCGAGACAGACCUGCUGGGACACCAGGAUGAGCUGCGGCUGAACUUGCAGCGUGCCAAGACGGAGGUCGAAACACGCAAAGAGGAGGUGCGCCGAAGCAUCGAGUCCGCUAUGGCACUGCGCCGCACUCUGGGUGGCAAGGUGACUGAGCUGGAGGCGCAACUCGCCUCCGCGACGCGCAAGCAGACAAAUCUGCAUUACAAGCUCUCGCAGUGGCAGACAUGGUGCCGCACGGCACGGGACACCGUGAGCCAGCACUGGCGUGCGCUGCUCAGCUACGCCACCCACCCGUGCACGCAGGAUGAGCUACUGAAAAUGAUGGAGGCGGUGCGCACCGCUGAGCAGGCGAGCUACGCGAGCGACGAUGGCGACGAGGGCAGUGACGGGACUGGUGGCCCGGUGCGGGUGGACCUGCAGUUCCAGCUCGACCAUUGGCGGCAAACCCGCAUCCGCUGCAUCGCGCAGCGCCAGCGAUGGCUCUGGGAUGACAUGCUGGGCCUCUACACGAAAGGCGCCUCCGUCCACUUCGCCCGCGAGUGGCUGCAUCCGCUGAUAGAGGCGCACGACGCAACGCUAGAGGCGGUGGCGCAACUGUACGCGCAGCAGCACGGCGGCCGCGCGCUCUUCGACUGCUGCGUGGAGGAGGCACAAGAGCGGUGGUCGGUGCAGCAGCAGUGGUGGUCGACCAUUCACGAGAUUGAGGAAUGGUUGGCUGCUCAGCGCACAGCGCAGGAGAACCUGAAGGGCGAGGAGGCGACGGCACGCGAGGCGCUGUGGAAGGAGUACAUGGACGGCGGCGAGGCGGUGGCGCAGCUCUGCGCAUCGCAGCUGCGGGCGCAGGUGAUGCUGCUGCAUGAGGAGAUGCAGGCACGAGAUGAGCUGGUGUCCGAAGAACAGCGACGGCGGCGGCUACUGCCAGAAGAGGCGCAGCAGCAAUGGGCGGCGACAUGUUCCUCUGCCCUGCGUCUGUUUGAGGAGGAGGAGGAGGCCGCCCGUGCCGGCCUGGAGGCGGAGGCUUAUAUGUCCUACAGUGGCCUGGAAUUUCAGUGCGCCUACGCCCUUCGUGCCACGCAGCAGCUCAGUGCACAGCACGCGGAACAGCAGCGUCUCUUGGCUGAAGAGACGGCGGCGCGGCAGACCGUGAUGCAGGAGGCGGCGGAUGCGGUAGAGCGCUGUCGCCUCGCUGCUGCAACUGCGGUUUCUUCUGCCGAAGCGGCUGCGGCACCGCCGAUUGGGGCACCACGGGAAGAGGGCAGUCCUGCUAACGUCUUCUGCCCUUCACCUAUGGAGACCAUGCCUAGCGCGCCAUCGCCCCCUCCGUUGGCAGAGGAGACGCCAGCCAGCCCUCUUCCCUCACCUUGCAGCUCAAGCCACGCUCGUUCUCCACCGUCACCGACCCACCUCGUCGAAGGCCGAACGUCGACGGCUGAUGAGAGCGCGACAACACCCCAGGUGACCGGUGUGCUGGCACCUUCACACAAUAUUGCAGAUGCCGAACCACCAGUCGACCCCGCUGUUGCGCUGCAGCGCGUGGACUCGUCACCAGUUCCACCGCCGCCGCCAGCGGCGGAGAUCGGGUUCGGCUUCGCCGAUCCUCCGCGUGCUGCGUGGGGUGAUCAAAGCAGUGGCAGUGGUGGAUCUAACCGUCUGAGAGACGGGGGGCUGGCGAUGACCACAGACGCAUUUUUCUCCAGUGAGCCGCCUCCCCUUCCGCCGCCAGACAAAGCCGACUCCUCGGCGCAGGCUGUGGCGGGACCAAGUGAGCUGCGCAGCGCCAGCACUUUUCAUGCAGUUGCCACAGUCGCUGCACCACCUCCGCCACGCCGCUCAUCACACGCCGAAUUCUCGGCAGCUCCUACAUUGGCGAUUACAGCGGAGUCUGAUGACACGCCGCCGCCGCCGUCUGAGGCGGCAGGGGUUGACCGACAGCAUAUGUCUGCUCAACACAGCGCUUCGUCUGCGUGUGAGAGCACUUCUUCAUCUUCGAGAACGUCGUCCACCUCUGCAGUGCAGAGGGCUGGCGAUGCUGCUGCACCUUUCACGGCGUUGCCGUUGCAGCACGACCCCGCGGGGCGGGAGGAGGGGGCAGCGGCAGGCAGAGAUUCACCGCCCUCGACGCAGCGAAGGCCUGCGCGCGCCUUCGGCGCCGACUCCAGCAGCAUCGGUGAAGACCUCAGCGGUGACAUGGCUAGCGGCCAGGGGUCUCAGAAGUCGCCGACGAGCGCGCCACGCCGUGCUCGCGGACCUACCACCAAGCAGUCAGCUGCAGGAAGCGCUACCCAGAAGCCGAAGCUGUUUGAUAGCAGCAGUGACAGUGAGCACGGCGAAUGA